This is a messenger RNA of Arabidopsis arenosa, 977 nucleotides long. The record is from the annotation of a GenBank genome assembly. NCBI's taxonomy places the organism in Eukaryota, Viridiplantae, Streptophyta, Magnoliopsida, Brassicales, Brassicaceae.
GUUGCUUUUUCUGGCUCAGAAACCAUCAUUGUUCUCGGAAAAUCUGAGAUCGCAGAUUUAAGGUGAGAAUUUUUCGAUCAGGAGUUGGUGAGAUCGGAAUUGUACCCUGGAAGUCGGAGAAUUUGUGUAAACUUGGGUUUUUGGGAUUUUCCGAUGGAUAGUUUAAGUGAUAUCGAUGGUGAUUGCGAUGGAAGAAAUGAAGGAGGAUCGUCAUCGGAUUAUCGAUUAUUGGGUCGGCAAGUUACGGUUCAUCAGUUCAUGGGCGGUGGCAAAGCUGCUGACUUGCUCUUAUGGAGGAGACGACAUCUUUCUUUGGGGGUUAUCAUUAUAUCAACUGUAGCCUGGCUUAUAUUCGAGUUUUCCGGGUUGCCUUUCUUAUCUGUUUCUUCAGAUGUCUUACUCAUUGGGAUCAUAAUAUCAUUCGUCCAUGCCCGGGUUUCUGCUUUUAGGAAAAGACAGUCGCAUUCGUUACCAGAGCUUGUUCUAUCAGAGGAAAUGGUGAAUAGUGCCGCAGCUUCGUUCCGUAUAAAACUCAAUCACUUGCUUGUAAUGGCUCAUGAUGUCACAGUUGGCAACGAUUUUCGACUCUUCUUCAAGGUGGUGAUUUGUCUGUGGCUUCUCUCUGCCAUUGGUAGCUAUAUAUCUCUCUGCACUCUUGUUUAUAUCGGGACAAUCCUAUCUGUAACAAUACCCGCUUUGUACAGUAAAUAUCAAAGCAAAGUAGACAAGUGUUGCGGGACGAUACACAGGCGGUUGUCUCACCACUACAAAAUAGUGGACGAAAAUGUUAUAAGCAGACUCUCAUGGGGCUUAACCAACGAUAAAGAUUCAUGAGCUUAACUUUGGUGAUUCUGAGAAUGCUUUUACUUGUUUUUGUUUAGUUUUUCUUGUUAUUCACCAUUUGUAGUAUAACUAAACGCCAUAUCCAGAAUGAAUAUAUGAUGGUUUCUUUGUUCAACUAAAUUAACUUUGCCUUU